ACUCCCACCCAACACCUCACCACCAAUCGACCUCGGCGUCGCAUUCUCUCACCUUCCCGCCUUUCUCCGCCCCGCAAACGCUUCUACCUGAGUCGCAGACAUGGCGGCAGUCGCACCUUUCAACCCCCGACCUCUCCUCCAGAGCUUAGUCGACAAGGACAUUGUUGUUCGCUUGAAGUGGGGCGAGACCGAGUACAAGGGCAGACUGGUCUCGGUCGACUUGUACAUGAACAUCCAGUUGUCCAAUACGGAGGAAUUCGUAAACGGCGUCAGCUCAGGCACGCUUGGGCAGGUGCUUAUACGGUGCAACAACGUGCUCUGGAUUGGCAAGGCCGAAGAGGUGGAACCAAAGACCGGCAAAGACACGGCAAUGAGUGGCUGAGACUGCCAAACAAACGACGACACGAUGCGCGCCACGUCUUGAACUGGCGACACCAGUGGGCGCUCACCCGGGAGCAUCCUGGCCUUGGACGGGCGAGCUUAUGAUACAUGCGGCUACACGACUGAGCUGCCAGCGUGCUCUGGCCACCAAACAAACAAAAGAUACCACGGCGCUACUCGACGUAGGCGCGAGCUGGCCAACUCAGCAGACAGCCUCCAAAACGAAGCGUCUAGAAUACCAUCAUCAUUCAAGCCCUUCGGGGUUAUUCUAUCUCCUCGACCAUCAUCCUCUGUCCUUUCUUCUUGCUUUCCCCUGGUUGGAUUUCAAGUCCUCUUAGGUUACCUUCCAGCCCAAGAUUUCCAUCGAGAUUUAAUCCCUGUUCUCGCAUUCUAUGCAGCUCCUUCAUUCUCAAUGUCUCCAAUCCCUCUA
Molecule: messenger RNA, 811 nt
Organism: Bipolaris maydis ATCC 48331
Lineage: Eukaryota; Fungi; Ascomycota; Dothideomycetes; Pleosporales; Pleosporaceae
Biological process (GO): mRNA splicing, via spliceosome; spliceosomal snRNP assembly
Cellular component (GO): catalytic step 2 spliceosome; U1 snRNP; pICln-Sm protein complex
Molecular function (GO): RNA binding
Source: RefSeq, a predicted model, not a curated record